Messenger RNA from Misgurnus anguillicaudatus (oriental weatherfish), 1496 nucleotides. RefSeq names its product carboxypeptidase A1. The record is from RefSeq and is a predicted model, not a curated record. Gene Ontology annotation, molecular function: zinc ion binding; metallocarboxypeptidase activity. NCBI's taxonomy places the organism in Eukaryota, Metazoa, Chordata, Actinopteri, Cypriniformes, Cobitidae. Gene Ontology annotation, biological process: proteolysis.
GCAGGUCUGCCUCUGUAUCAGCACCACAACAAGGUCAUGACUGCUGUAUAAAAGGUGUUUUAUAGUGAAGUGUUGUACUCUACACAGCAGGAUGAAGGGGCUGCUGGUUUUAGUUGGUCUUUUUGUGGCCGUCUAUGGCAAAGUAACUUUUGAGGGACAUCAAGUUCUUCGGAUCACUGCACAAGAUGAAGUUCAAAUCAAUCUCCUGAAGGAGCUCGCUGAACAGGAACAUCUUGGGCUGGAUUUUUGGAUGGGGCCCGUUCAUGAGUCUCUACCUGUGGAUGUCCGUGUUCCUUUCAACAGCCUCCAGGCUGUCAGGGCUUUCCUGGCAUACAAUCACAUCCAAUAUCGUGUUAUGAUCGAGGAUGUCCAGGAUUUGCUUGAUGAAGAACAACAUCAAUUGAUGGAUUCUCGUCCUCGUGUUAGUACUGAUGACUACAUCUACAGUCAGUACUCUGAUUUCAAUGGUAUUCUCAUAUUCAUGAAUAUGCUCGAGGCAGAGAACAGUGAUCUGGUUAGCCAAAUUGAAAUUGGUAAGAGCUAUGAGGGUCGCCCUUUGAUCGUUCUGAAGUUCAGCACAGGAGCAAACCGUCCUGGUAUCUGGUUUGACACUGGCAUUCACUCCAGAGAAUGGGUCACACAGGCCAGUGGAGUCUGGUUUGCCAAAAAGAUUGUAACUGACUACGGAAAAGACCCCGCCCUUACAGACAUCCUUAACAACUAUGACAUCUUCUUGGAGAUCGUCACCAACCCUGAUGGCUUCGCUUACACCCAUUCCACUAAUCGUAUGUGGCGUAAAACCAGAAAGCCAAACUCUGGCUCCAGCUGUGUUGGAGUUGACCCCAACAGGAAUUGGGACGCUGGCUUUGGAGGUGCUGGUGCUAGUAGCAAUCCCUGCUCUGAGACCUACCGUGGACCCAGCGCUCACUCUGAACCAGAGGUCAAAGCCAUUGUGGAAUUUGUGAAAUCUCAUGGCAACAUCAAGGCUUUUGUGUCCAUUCACAGCUAUUCCCAAAUGCUCCUCUACCCAUAUGGAUACACGUACACUGCUGUUAAAGACAAAGAAGAACUGCAUGAGCUUGCCAGAAAGGCCGUCACUGCACUGCAGUCUUUGUAUAACACUCGCUACACGUAUGGCAGCAUCAUUACCACCAUCUACCAAGCUAGUGGAGGCACCAUCGACUGGACCUACAACCAGGGCAUCAAGUAUUCUUACACCUUUGAACUGAGAGACACUGGUCGCUAUGGUUUCAUCCUGCCGGCCAAUCAAAUCAUCCCUACUGCUGAAGAGACCUGGCUUGCAUUGAUGGCUAUUAUGGAGCACACCAAGAAUAAUCCAUAUUAAACUGAAUGUCAAUCACAAGGCGUGAAAGAAUGUAAAUAAAAAUAAUGCAGAUUGAUAAAUGGUGCAUUAAAACAAACAAAACAUAGUUUGUCACACAAUGCAGGUUUGAAAUUGUUGCCAAUCAUUCUGAAUAUUAAAAGUAUUACAUUUA